Aspergillus sclerotioniger CBS 115572 is the source of this 716-nucleotide messenger RNA. RefSeq names its product glutathione S-transferase family protein. Bases 10 to 678 code for a protein of 222 amino acids. The transcript is spliced from 2 exons. The record is from RefSeq and is a predicted model, not a curated record. NCBI's taxonomy places the organism in Eukaryota, Fungi, Ascomycota, Eurotiomycetes, Eurotiales, Aspergillaceae.
ACCAGCGCCAUGAAUCACCAAUAUACCCUCUACUACGCCCCCGGAACGGCCAGCCUCGCCGUCCACUGGAUAUUAAUCGAAGCCAAUCUCCCCUUCCAGGCAAUCCCAGUCGACCUCGCAGCAGGCGCACAGCACACUGCCGCAUAUCGACAGUUAAACCCGACAGGACGCGUCCCGACCCUGGUCAUUGAUGGAGAGCCCCGCUGCGAAUCAACGGCCCUGUUGAUGCUCCUGGCAGAGCGCCACCUCGACCGGGGGCUAAUGCCAGCAAUAAAUGCUCCUGAGCGUGGCAUGUGGCUAGAAACAAUGAUUUAUCUAGCCAACACGCUCCUCCCGGCCAUGCGCGAUUGGUUUUAUGCAGACACCGACGGCUUGGCGGACGGGGCGGCUGCGGUGCGCGAUCUGGCUCGGCGCCGAAUUGAGAGUGCUUGGGAUCGGCUAAAUGCGCAGUUAGAGGCACCUGAGCAUGAGGCGAAGGAGCACUAUCUGGUCGGGACAAAACUCACAACGGCGGAUUUUCUGGCUGUGAUGUUGAUGCGGUGGGCCCGAGACAUGCCUCGGCCGGCGACUAGCUGGCAGUAUCUUGAGCUUUAUGUGCAGCGAUUGACGAGGUUGGAGUCGUUUCGGGAGGUUUGUCGGCGGGAGGGUUUGGUUGGUUGGCCGUCUGUGGGGGAAUAGUCAUGUAAUCAUGUUAGCGACUUCCUGCUGAGAAGUAG